GCAAGAUGAGUACGACACAGGUACGCCUUCUGUAGCUGGAAUUGAGGAACACGUCCGAGAUGGCAUCACUCGGCCCUGCGGUUUCGUCUUUGCGGUCGUCCCUGUCCCUACUCGACUCGAGCAUCUCCAUUCUUGACGAAGGUGUCUCCGACUUCCCUCGACUGUGCAAGGUGCUCCAGACGCAGCAGCACUUCGAACUUCUACCUGAGCCGACGCUACGAGAGGCACAACAGUCGCUGGUUGACGAGAUCGUCCCUGCAAUCAAUCAGUUGAUCUCGACUGCAGAGAAUUACAUCAACCAACUUGGCCGCAAGGAAGAGAGUCUCAAAGCGCGAUCCGAACUACUAGAAGGACGAUUGAACAGCAACAGAAGAAGCUCCAGCUUUGGAGGUGGAUCUCAGUCGGUGAGAAGUGGCAGGUUGUCGCAAGCACCCGGACUCAGCGACAACAAAAUGCUCGAGAUGAAGCGCAUGCAGCAGAAGAAAGAGAGGUUGCAAUAUGCGCUGGAGAGAUUGGAGUUGCAAAGCAAACAACGCGAGCGAGAGCUUAGAAAGAGUAUGGCUAUUGUCCGCGAUUGAAAGAUGAGUGAAUUUGGCAAGUGGUCCCUCCAAAAUCCAUAUUCUCGAAUUGGUCGAUCGAAGACAGCCACCAGCACGGCAGGCUUCGGACUUCACACCAGCCAUUCCGGCCCCGCUGACAGACAUGGUACCGCGCAGUUGUUGCUUCUUGCCAGGAAUGUGAAGGUCACGACGAAAGGAUGACAUGAGUGGCACAAGGUUUAAAAGAGGUUUUCAUUGCUAUAACAGUUUUGGCUUUUUUAAUCCAGAAUGCAAGAUAUGGCCGGCAUACUUUGCAGCCUGCUUGCCACUCUGCCAGCACGGUGCGGAAGGAUCCUGUCUUUUCGAGAGUGGUUCGCAGGGUCGGAGCACAGCAGCAAUGAAGGGAAAAGAAAAAAUGCGUGGGGGGUAUUUUUCAGCAUGCAACAGUAAGGGAAGUGUCCCAUCCGACCACCAAAUGUCGGAGCGAGUUAUGCUCCUACAGUAUGAAGCCUCGAGCUGCUUCGGAAGCCGUGGCCAGUCGAUACCAACGAAGGUACGAACCUUGUUGAUCUAUUUCGGAAGAUCAAAAAGUCCGAGAUAACCGGCGGCGCGGGGCAGUCUGACUUCGUGCAAACAGCUUGACUGUUUCCACGGCGUUUGUAACACUGCGAGUGAUUGGAUUGCCGAAAGGUGUAAGGUCCAUGCAUCCGGCUGUUGGACUAUGGAGGAUCGAAGAUUGUCGCUGCAAUUCCUCCUAGGAAGGCUUCAAUUCCUUUCUCUCCUUGGUUUCGGUGUUAUACUGAAACACGUGGCUGACAUCGAUGUUGUGCAUUUCUGGGAGGAAUUUGCACUGGGCGAUGUUGCAUGUAUUCCCCCUAGGGCACAUAUGACCGAGACAGCAAGUAGGGUCUGUACAGAAAGGAUUGCGGCAAUUGGACGUUCUCGCCUUGUAUCGAAAUGUAUCAAGCUGCGCCUGGCUCAACUUCUGGGAAUGGUCCCAUUCGCAGUUGGCUCCGUAAGGGCAAUGGCCUCUUAGGUAGAAAUUGUUGCAGAGCCGCGAAUUCUUUUCGUAUAGGAAUUUGAGGUAGUCCUUAUCGGGAUGCAGAGGUAUAUCGAGGCGUUGGCCGUAUUGGUUUUGGUAGAUGACUGGCGAUGGUGUGAGACUGAGCGCGGCUUGCCGGGAUUUUCCAUCAGACGAUGUCAAGGACGUGACUGGUGCCUGACGCUCUCGAGAUGGCAUCAGGCUCUCGGCGGCAGGUCUUUUGACUCCGGCAACGACCUGACUGCCGUUCGCAACCUGGAUCUUGGUGGCUCUGAAGAUGGUCUCAAGUGAGACCUGUUGGAAACCCUGGGCAACUUUGCGAAGGUCAUAGGGAAAUGGCGAACCCUCGAUCAUGGUGAUUCGGUCAUUGAUGGUGCCUGGAAGCGUAUACGGACCAAGAAAGCCUGCAUAACUGCUGUCUGCGGAGCCCCCAAACAUGAUGUGCUGGCAGUGGCGGUUUCGGUAAAAGAGCUCGAAGUUUGCUUUGAACAGACCUGUCAAAUCAAUUGGAUAUCGGGGACAUCUACCUCCACAUACCUUUCAUCUUGGAAUCGGCAGCUUCCUUGUGCGCACCAGCAUCGAUGUAGUCGGAGAGUGGAUGG
Messenger RNA from Exophiala xenobiotica, 2183 nucleotides. RefSeq lists its product as uncharacterized. NCBI's taxonomy places the organism in Eukaryota, Fungi, Ascomycota, Eurotiomycetes, Chaetothyriales, Herpotrichiellaceae. The record is from RefSeq and is a predicted model, not a curated record. Bases 60 to 578 code for a protein of 172 amino acids. Gene Ontology annotation, cellular component: spindle microtubule; DASH complex. The transcript has a single exon. Gene Ontology annotation, biological process: attachment of spindle microtubules to kinetochore.